This is a messenger RNA of Cicer arietinum (chickpea), 656 nucleotides long. RefSeq lists its product as uncharacterized. NCBI's taxonomy places the organism in Eukaryota, Viridiplantae, Streptophyta, Magnoliopsida, Fabales, Fabaceae. Gene Ontology annotation, molecular function: structural constituent of ribosome. The record is from RefSeq and is a predicted model, not a curated record. Gene Ontology annotation, biological process: translation. Gene Ontology annotation, cellular component: mitochondrial large ribosomal subunit.
GUCUCAACCAAACGUGAGAAAUAGUGCGUUUCUUUGUAAUCUCUCUCGCAUACCAAACACAGUGUUAAAGUCUGAAACCCUAAACCAUUUCUCUCUACUCGCAACAACCUUUCAUUCCCUCUCUCUCUCACCACUCAUUCCGGCCAACCUCGUUUUCUCUAUUUUAGUUGGUGAUUAUUGAUUUGUUCUGUCUCUCAUAGAAGAAGAUGCCUCUGGGGCUAAUUUUAGGAAUAGGAAGGACAUUUCGAAGGAAGAGAGCAUCGACACUUGAUAUUCUGUCACCAAAACGUGCUCCUCGAGGUUACUACAAGGGAAAGAACUGCCAGCCCACUGGUUUCCACACUCGCAAAGGUGGGUAUGUGAUAUUGCAGGAAAAGUUACCAAACUAUGUUGUUCCUGAUUUGACUGGUUUUAAGCUCAAACCAUAUGUAUCCCAAUGUCCCAUAGAAGCGAAGACUUCUGAGGCUUCUCAAACGGCUAAAUAAGCAAAUUAGUAGUUUAGAAUACCUCAUAGCUGCAAUCUUUUUUCCAUGAAUAAUUUGACUGUCAUUGUUAUUUGUGGUUGGAUAUAAGCUUUUCAAUCUUGCAUCUGUAACAUCAUGAAUGAUUUGGACUAUGGAAAUUAUUAAUAAAUUUCUUAUGUUAGUUUUCAAUCA